Messenger RNA from Cucurbita pepo subsp. pepo (vegetable marrow), 541 nucleotides. RefSeq lists its product as uncharacterized. Gene Ontology annotation, biological process: response to cold; regulation of circadian rhythm. The record is from RefSeq and is a predicted model, not a curated record. Lineage: Eukaryota; Viridiplantae; Streptophyta; Magnoliopsida; Cucurbitales; Cucurbitaceae.
CUUCCAACUCCUGUUUGGUUCUUGAUUUUGUAUACUCCUACCCAUGGAGUCGCACGUGCAAUUCAGCGAAACGAAGCCGUUUUGGACCAAUGAGAAGCACAUGCACUUCUUGAAUUCCAUGGAAGCUUCUUUUGUGCGAUCAAUGUUCAAAAAUCGGAACCAUCGCCGCCUUCUACGGCUGGACCGCCACCUGUCGGACACCGCAGACUCAACCCUAGAUUCGCCUCAUAAGAACAGAAAAAAGCAUUCCAUCUCCGUAGGUACCAGAAUGGACGGUAGAUCUAGCAGGAGAUCAAGACGGAUACCAUCUCUACCGCACACUUCAAUUCAAGAUCAGGUGGUCCCACAGAUGGAAGAGAGAGCAGUUGAAGACGAAGAUGAGAGAGACCAUCCCAUGUCACCUGUCAACUAAUAAAUAUAAUAUUAAUUAUUAUUAUUAUUUCAGCUGCAUUUUUUUCCCAUUUAGUUUCUUCAUUUAAUCCUCGUGUCUUUUCACUUAGUUUGUUAAUCUUCAAUUAAUGAUGGGAAAUGAGUGAAAGCG